AGGACCACCUAUAUAGUAGUAAUGUAAUUUAUUCACAGUCUCUUUCUCUUAUAUUUCGUUCUGAUAUCAUUCAUUUUUUUCAUGCACAUGACACUUUGAAUUCUUUUCCCUCCAACAUGAGUUUUCUUUCUUAAAACUGUGUAAGUGUAAGUCUGUGAUGCAAAGUGUGCAACAUUGUUGCACUUGUCAUGCUAGCCAACCAUGAAGUCCUACUUCAUUUGUGUUUUCACAUACUAGCUGCGCCUGACAGGCUUUGUCUGUCAUGCAGAACAGAUUUGUCAUGCUGUCACGUCAAGACACCUACACGAACACAGUUUUUUUCUUGGAUACGAGGUCGAGGUCGAAGAAAAUGAACCAGCAGAAGAGACUACAAGCCACCAGCAGCCCCAGGUACUAGAAGAGACCGCGCAAAGUAGAAGUACAGCGGAGGGUGUAGAUGAAGUACCAGGAGAGCAAAUAGAAGGAUGUCGCCCUUCGCUCGGUAUGAACUCGCCUUCCUCCGCUGGAUACACGUAUUUCGGUCUGAAGAUGAAAAUAGUAUCAAAAUCAAUAUACCCAUGUCGGUAUCUUUGUAACUGUCGUGAUUUUCUGCGGUUGUGGUUGACAAAUGUUGAUCCUGUCCCCUUCCAUCAUCGGUCGUCGUGCUUCGCCCGCUUGUGCUCGGUAUCAACCAUGCCGGUUUAAUGAUAUUCCGAGUUUUUUUAUUCGGUUUCACGGCGGUGCCCUAGUAGUUUUGAUGUCGGUUGACGUUUUUGCGACGUCGUUGAAGUCGUGUGUGUCACCAGAUGAAGAAGAAAAGCUUGCCUGCAUGCGCAAGAAAUACGUAGAUACUUACUUACAAGUGAACGAAGACGAUCUCUCUUACUGUUUUUGUUGUGUCGCUUACCACAGGACCACCUGAUAUAUUUGAACUUUCACUCCAUUUCUGAUCUACAUCUACUACUUCGCUUUGAUAUCAUUCAUUUUUUUCACAUUUUCACAUGAAGACAUGACACUCUGAAUUCUUUUCCCUCCAACAUGAGUUUUCUUUCUUACUUUUCCAUUUUUCUCCUUCUCUUCCCCUCCCGCGGGCCGGACAAAGGGGGAAGGAACUACGGAUUGCAAAGAUGUCUGGGUCUGGAAGAUUGCAACUUGUCAUGUUGUUUUUGGACUCUGAAAAGAUUUGUAUUGCAUGACCAGCAAGAGGGGUAUAGUUUGUGCUACACGGAUAGGGCAUUUCUCAUGCGGAAGCUGCAUCAGGACGCCCUCUAAAAGUCUGCGCUGCUAGGUCAUGCAUUACAGGCAUCAUGGGUCAUGGGAGAUAUGCAUGACAAAUCUUGCAUUCUUCCAGACUCAGACACUUUUGCAAUUCAUAGGAACAGAAGAGAUGCAAAAGGUUCAUCUCCACGGCCCCGAGGACCCCUCGUCGGACCACACGGUCCUGAUCGCGAUCUCAAGUUAUUCCACCUCGACGUCCUGAGGGGAAUAUCAUCGGCGCAGAAGUUGAGGCGGGUUUACUUUCAUUUAUCAACAAAAUGCUCGUCCAUGAAGAUCAUGAUCUUAGUCUUUCUCUUGCUCCUCACGACCCUUCUCACGACCGCGAGGACAACAAGCACCAACAUCUGUGGUUCUUUUUUCCUCCCCGUCGCCGCAAUUUCGAUGUUCAUUCGGAAGGAGGAAAAUAAAGUGGCACAAAGAACGCAGCAGCGGCACGACCAGGAAGUAGAGCACAACGUCCCGUCUAUUUUUACCAUUGGAGAGCAUGAAGAUCGCGAAGUAGAACAAGCAGUCCGAGUCGUCCUCCCGCAAGAAGAGGAGCAACAAGAAGCCGAGGUCUAUGGGAUUCUCAAACGUUACACUCUCAACUGUUACAUGGAUUUGUCAUGCAAAACUACCUUAUGCCGCCAGAUGGUCAAGCUGCUUCGCAUGACAAAUCUGCGAGGGGCUAAACAGUAUCUAAAUCUGUGCGGAACUUGUAAUGCAAAACGCGCAAACUUCGCCCUUUCACUUUUGCCGUUCUUGCAUUACAAGUUCAUGCAACAGUUGAGAGUGUAACGUUUGAGAACGGCAUAAGGUCACGGAAGCUGGUCCUCGAGCACUACUUCAUCUUGUCCACUCAGGAGCUGCAGGAGAAAUAACUGCAGAAGCAGACAUAUCAAAUGCAAAAGUGUCUGGGUCUGGAAGAUUGCAAGUUUGUCAUGCUUGUCUGGCAUGAGUCGAGAAUCUGUGUUGCAUAGACACCGAAAGGCCCUCUUACCUGUCAUGCAAAAACGCAGUUUGCCAUGCGGAAUACGUAAGACAUAGGAGCCAAGAAAUUUGUCAUGCGUAGCUGCGUAUUGCAGUGCGUCUACCAUCCACUUUUAGCAUUACAAGUUUCCAGACCCAGACAUAUUUGCAAUCCAUAAGACACCGAAGCCGCGCGGCCUGCUCGAGAUGAUGAUGUUGAGACAUCCACAAGAACUUGGGAGCUGCUGCUGCAAAGAGGUCCAAGGCCUCCUCGGGAGCAGGUAAAAAUAUUACCGCUACAACUAGUAGCUGAAGAACAGCAAGAGAUAAACUGGUCCACCGAGAAGUCGUUUUUGCAGGCCACCACGGAACGCGGUACAGGUAUUAAAAUUAAUCAGCAUGGGAAUAAAACAAGUAAAACACCAAGCCCCGACAACGAGGACCAGGACGUUAACAAUAUUUCUGUGAACAAGUACGACAUGGACAUGCGCAAGCGCAUCAGGAACAGGAUGUUCGCAUUAUCAAAUGUAAAAAUGUCUGGGUCUGGAAGAAGCAUGUUUGUCAUGCUUGUCUGGCAUGACUCUUAAAUCUGUCAUGCACGUUACCCAAGAGCCCCACUUUUCUGUCAUGCAAAAACGCAGUCUUUCAUGCAGAAUAGGCAUCAUUUAGAAGCUCAGAAACUUGUCAUGCCGAGCCAGCACUUGUGGCCUCCUCAUGAUACGCCACCCAGCAUCACAAGUUUCCAGACCCAGACACUUUUACAAUCCAUACGCAUUCUUUCCGCACCGCGGCUACGACGAGCCGCGACUGUGCUAUCAGGGGAAGAAAUUUUACGAAAGACAAGGACCUAUCUGGCUUCUGGGCUACAUCGAGGCGGAAAUGUCGGACACGAAAAAAUAUCAACGCUACGUCGCGGAAAAGGAGCGGGAAAUCCGUGCUCUAUCAAAGGGAAAAAUGUCGCCCCCUCCCCAUAUCGAAAACAAAACUUGUGAUGCUGUAUUUGACUACACAAUGCUAAGAGCUGCAGUUGUGGCCUCGUUUGCAGGCAAUUCGUCAUGCUGCUUCCCACUCGCAGCUGCCUCCUGUCGUGCUGAAGAUGCAUGGCUUUAUAUAUUCCCACGCCAAUCAGCACUUCAGUCCGCGUCUUUUGCUUUUCCCUUCUAGUAGCAUGACAAAACUGAUUUGUGACCACAAAACUGCGUCACAGAUUUCCGCUCUGAUAUGGGGAGGGGGGGUUUUUCUGCUUGAUAUGCUCUCUCCCCUCCGCUGUUGAAGCUCCAGGACAGAAUAAACGUGGACGACAAAUGGAAUCUCUUCCACGUGGAGUUGGAGGCCCGGAUAAAGGCGGUGCAACACAAUGGGCUGUGGUGGCACCAACUGUACCUAGAGAGGCCGGCUUCAAGUUCAACAGACGGAGGUGUAGAUCUUCCCAACCAGUUAUCGUACGAAAAACGUGUUUCUCACUGUAAGGAUUUUGCAGGUUUUGCAUCACAAGUUUGUUCUACCUGACAGAGAAAAUUUGCCAUGCAAGGUUCCUAAGGGAAAACACAGCUAAAAAUCCACUGUCUUGCAUGUGCAGCAAGACAAACACUUGUGAGAUACAUUUUCUGCAUUAAUACAAGUUUACAGUGAAACAGUUUUUUCUGGCGAUACCAGUUUCCUUGGCAGGAAAACGACAUGUUGUGUCGUCAGGUAGUAGACAUGAACGAAAACUACGUUCGCACUCUACCCGGAGUAUCCUGUGCACAAGCAUCGUACUCGUCUUGCAUUCAUGCAUUACAAAUUUCUUUCUGAAGUUAAAUCCGCAUUACAAAUUUUAUUUCUCAUGCUGAGGAAAUUUGUUAUGCGAUUUACACUAGUACGACGCUUUUGCAUUUCAUACGGAGGUGCAGCACCAGUUUCCCCGACGGAAACCGGCGGAGGCGAUAACUCAGCUGCAGCACCGUAUGCGUUUGAGCUCUCCGGUAUCCUGAGUGCAAAAUGGAAGAAUCUUCGUGCUGCUCGUAGUAAUCGCAAAAACCAUACGGGACAGUAGAUCUGCUCGUAGUGCUCAAGCUCAAGCUAAAUCAGUCGAUGACAAAAAUAUUAACUCCCCUUUGCUGGCGUUCUGAGCUGAUUCAUUUGUCAUGUUGCAAUUACUACUAGUAGUACGCUAGAUGUUGUACUUUUGCAAUUCAUAAUUGGUCCCGCGCGCAACCUGCGCAGGCAGAACUUGGCGGAAAAGGCAGUGGACCAAAAUCCUUGGGCGUUAUUCUACGUACGUACGCACUGCGACAAAGAGCAGAAAAGUGAUGCGGUAGCAGGAGAAACCAAGUCUCUCGCGGCAUCUCCCACGUCGGCAGUUGUCAAUGAUGUAGUUGUCCCCCGACAAGAGAUUCUUGGCCGCGACUCGUCCCCUUCCAAAAAGACCUUCUUACCCCUGUAUGAACUGCAAAAGUAUCGCACUCGUAUAAUUAAAUGCAUUACAAAUUUUCUCAGCAUGAGAAAUGAAAUUUGUAAAUGCGAGUUUACCUUGACACAAAAAUUUGUAAUGCAGGACUGCAAUACGAGCACGAUACUUUUGCACAGGAUACCCUGUGGAAGCUGACAAACCGCGCCGUGCGGCGCGACGGGCAACUGCUCUGUGAGGGGUUCGUUUUGAACCCGAUCAUAAAGCACCUAAUGGAUCUUGUAGAAGAGAUAAAAAGCGGGCAGGAGCAUAAUUUGUUUGAACAACAAUCUAGAAGUACUUCUACGGGGGAGGUAAAAGAACGAAAACCUGUGACUUCUCAUGAGGACGACCCAACUUUGGAGCUCCUGCAGCCAAUGAAGACGAAUAGUACUCGGACUGAAGUUGUGUAUGAAGAGGAAAAAACCCCCCGCCCCAUAUUGAAAGCGCAUCUGUCUGAAAAUUUGUGAUGCAGAUUUGUGGCCACAAAUCCUGUCUGUCUUGCAAGAAGGCAAAUCUUCCAGAGAGUCCGCCGCAUUAUGCUGGCGGUUUGUGCUGCGGUUUUGCUUACAGCGUAGACAUUUGAUGCCACGCUAGGCACCUAGUACGGCAAAACCUCCCGGCCCAGGCUCGGCAGAUGCCUGCAGUCCUCUACUGCAAGACAAAUCUGGACUGAAAUCCAGCAUCAGAAGUUUCGUGUUGGUAUAGGGGGGGACUAUUCCUUUUGAUAAAGGGGUUGCUGCAACGAAUGAGGACAGGACGACCACGGGAGGGACAUCGAUUAUCGCACAAGAACACAGAAGUCCUGCAGAGCAGGAAUUUGCCUCCGUGUUUGCCCACCUGUGGGACUUUCUCCUGUUGCCGGGGCUGACGCAGUACCCUUUCAUCUUCUUUUGUGUGCCCCACGGAGCCCUUUUCUGGUUGCAGAGGCAGGUGCACGAGUACAACACGCUGCGAGAAGGUAGGCGGGAGAGGCAAGAAAUAAGACAACUCCACGGGGAGAUUAUACACCGACCAGGGCAAGAUCAAGAACCGAUCUCUACUGCGGACGCACGAGGACUAGGAGUACAACUUCACAAUAGCACGACAAGUGGACGACGCGAUGACCAUGCAGAGGAUGACGUAGACACAUCAACGCGCACUAGUACACCAGUAUGAACUGCAAAAGCAUCGUACUAGUAUAAAUUGCAUUACAAAUAAUUUCCUUAGCAUCAGAAGUGGAAUUUGUAAUGCGGAUUUGCCUUCAGAAAAAGAUCAUGACUGGUGCAAUUACUACGAGUACGAUACUUUUGCACAGGAUAAACAGUCAUGUCGGACAACUACUACAACAAAGGUGUUGAAGCCCAAAAAGUAGAACAGGUGCAGCAGCCGCCCGUCGUGAAUAAGAUAACAACCUCUACCGAGCUCUCGGAGAGCAUCAGUGAGUCGUUGGUUGCUAAAAAUUAUGCACUGCAAAAAUGUCUGGGUCUGCAAGGUUGAAACUUGUCAUGCUAGCUCUACAUUCCUGGGAAAUCUGUAUUGCAUAACCAACAAAAGUCGCAGCCUCUUUUGUAAUGGAAAAACGCAGUUUGUCAUGCGGAUUGCCUAUGAGAAAGCGUUGUGGGAAGAAGUUGUCAUGCUGGGCUGCGGCAUUCAGAAGUGCUUUCAUCAUGGACAUUUUAGCAUCACAAGUUCUUCCCAGACCCAGACUACAUAUUUAUUGCAGUUGAUAAAAAUAAGAACGAACAGUUGCGCAAUUUCGAAGAUGACAUCCAGCUCCGCAUGAUCGUUAGGGCGUCGCUACUAUCAAAUGCAAAAAUGUCUGGGUCUGGAAGAGUGCAAGUUUGUCAUGCUUGUCUGACAUGACUCUUAAAUCUGUCAUGCACAUUACCCAAGAGCCGCGCUUUUCUGUGAUGCAGAAACGUAGUUUGUCAUGCAGAAUAGGCAACACUUAGAAGCUUAGAAACUUGUCAUGCUGAGCCAGCACUUGUGGCCUCCUCAUGGUACGCCACCUAGCAUCACAAGUUUUCAGACCCAGACACUUUUGCAUUUGAUAGCCACAAGACCCGUGGAUUAUGCUUUUGAUGCAAGAACUGGAACAAGUAGAUGAACCUCCUGCUCCUUCUUCUCACGAUAUCGGUACUAUUUCUGGUCCUCAUCCUGAUAGUACAACGACACUACAUAUGGAUUGCAAAAAUGUCUGGGUCUGGAAGGUUGGAACUUGUGAUGCUAAGCUGGACUGUAAAAAAAUCUGUAUUGCAUGACCAGCAAGACGUGGAGUCCAGUUUGUGCUACGCGGGAAGGGCAUUUGUCAUGCGGAAUACGCAUCAGGAAGGCCUCUCAAAAUCUGUGAUGCUAGGUCAUGCAUUACAGACAUCCUGGGUCAUGCAAAAUAUGCAUCUCUGCUCUCCGACGAGGAAAAGGAGUGGCUCACUUGCCUCAUAGGGGUCGACGCAGCAAAUUUUUUCAAUAAUAUCUCGGUAUGCAGUGCAGUGAGGGUACUCAGAGGCGCUCGCAUCCACCCAGUGGUCAUAAGGCUCAUACUUGUCACCACGUACUCCAAAAAACUCUAUUUGAGAAACGGCGAGGCUUUCGGGGAGAUUGCGGCACAUCGUGACAUGAUACAAGGGAGUGUCGACACUAUGAUGUGCGGCGGUCUGCUCUUCAUGCCAGCAGUGCACGAGGUGGGUAAGUUUUUACAGAGCUGCUUCAACGAAGAGGGCCGAGUUGUCCCGGAUGCGGAACUGAGGAAACUUGCGCAAAAGAUGCGCGGCGCAGUAGAGAAGCGCUACCGAUGCAGCGAUGACAUUGAUACGUCUUUCCAAAAAUAUGACGUCCGCACAGAAGUGGCCGAGGUGUACUUCGACGAGAGCACUAGUGGAGGCCAGUCCACUGGCUUUAGAAGGGUGGCGACGCAGACGAGAGAAGACAAGAACAGCGGAAGAGUUCGCUUUGAGCACCAGGGCGGUAAGUUGAAGGACCCACAGAAGGCAGCAAAGCCCCGCAGUGCCACUGCCGUGCAAUUUAUCGAUGAUGGCACCAUCUGCCUUCGCUAUCACAAGUGUGACAGACAAGCAGUCCACUGGAUCCUGCAACAAGCUUCACAAGUAUGCCGCAGAAUGUAUAUCAGUGCCGGCCAGUUCAUGUCACCGGCCAAAUGCGAAUUACUCUGCACAGAGCAGGAGGGAGACGCAUGGGCGUUAUUGAAUGCUUUCUCCCCUUUUGGCAUGCAGCUUCGGCGCAAAAGGGCCACGCGAAUCUUCGGGGCGGUUGUUACGCUUCAGGGGAUUGACGAAUCGAACAGCGGGCCGCGACGCAGGGCCAGAUCACAAGCGCAAUAGGGUUGGGCCAGCACCUUGCGGCGAAGGUGAUGGCGAGCCAGAAAGAGAUGGCUGGGGAGGAACUGAGGUGGCUGGUGGUCAUGUUCUAUCUCUCAGGCCUCUUGUAUCUCCUUCCGCUGAUGCAGGUGAUAUUGCAGCCAUCAGAGUGGGCUGAGCUACUGAUGGACAUGGCUACAGCAAUAGCAGAAACUUUGGGCUUUUCCCAGAGGGCGUGGGUUGAGUUAACUGCAAAGGCACAGUUGCAGCCGCAGUGCUUUUGCAGAGUAAUCUUCUCCGAGAACUGCUUGGCGCUACUUGAUCCGUUCGCCAUGAGCAUUAAACUGCUACGGAGUGCAUGCCAGUCCAGUACUCUGACAGAUAUGGACUUCCUUCCCCCCAGAGCAGUCUAUCCGGUUAAGGUUUUGGGAUCUGGCGAGCAAGGGGCGAGGCACGGCGACAAAGAAGACCUGAAGGAGCAAGCUCAGGCCGACAAAGCUCUCGCGCAGGCUCUCGCUGAUGGGGCGGCUACAAGAAUAUCGCACCGAAGCGAUCUCAGAGUUGCGGGCUUCAUUAGGGAUCGCACUUUGGGGCGGGGCAGGAUGCCAUUGGGAUUGCCCGUAUACGAGGUCCGGGCGUCCUCGGAUUUGUCAGCGACAGUUUGCGUCGAGAGAAACACGGGGAAAGUGUUCGCGCAAUGCAAAACGAAGAUGGAGCGUCUAAGGGUAGAAGUGCGUCGACAAGAGCGGAGGUUUCUGGCUUACGUUAGCAACGCGCUCACUUUGCUGCAAUUUGUCACGCAGCACAACCAUGGGGCUCGGAAAGUAGGCGUCGAGCUCACUGACUUCAAGAGGCUACAGGCGAAUGCCCGUGGUCCACUCAGGCAGGGUCGCGGCAUAGUGUUAAGCCUGGCGGAAGCACUAGAAGGAGCGCAGGCCCUUGGCUACGAAGUUCGCAAAGAAGUACUUCCGAACCACAAGAAGGAUUUCGCGCCAGUUUCUUUAUCUCUCCCGGCGCACACGGUUCCACUGCGGAUAGUCAAUGUAGCGCAGCAUGACAAUUGCUACACAACGUGGCCUGUCUACGAGUUCGGCGCGGACAAGUAUAAGUUUCCCCUAGUCAGCGACUGGCCGAAGAUGAGUCGCACGAUCGAGACGCACUCUGUACCUAGGCGAGCGUCUUGGGUUGUCGCAAGGGCAGGAAGCAAAACAGGACGAAGGAAGUGCCGAAGUGCCGGGCGCCUCUUCGCAAAACGAGGGCAAAGGUGGGGAAGUCAGGGACCAAGCAGGUCUGGACAAGCAAGGCGCGGGCUUGGGUGUAGACAGCCAGACAGGCCCGAAGGUAGGUCGCGGCACCGCAAUCACCGACCCAAUGCGCAAGUUCCACAUGGGGACCGACUGCCUCACGUUGACUCGAUUUCUCAGUAAGGACUUGGGGGGACCAAAUAGACACGAUGCUACGGCGCAAGCGUCGGCUGAGCGGACCUGUAGAGGGGGCGACGCUACUGACGCCCCCCAGGUAGAGCAGGCGGCUUUCUCGUCCUCAUCGAUAGCGCACAAGAGGUGCGACCAGCUUACGAGAAGUGAGCGCAAAAGGUUUCAGGUGAGGGGCCCAACGGGCACAAGAGACAGCUCGAACGAGUUGGCACGAGGGAAGGCUAGUGCAGGUGAUGUCAGGGACCAGGGGAAGGGGGGUAGCACUAGCAGCGAAGCUCAGGCGUUGUCUCCGGAUCAAACUUCUCUGCACUCAAGUCGAAAGAAGCUGCUGGGGUGCUACUCGCCUCGGCGGUCACCGGAUAGCCAGGAGCGAAGGUCUGACGCAUCAGUGAGCGGGGGCGCCCCUGCAUUAGGGGGCAAUGGACAGGCAUUUAGCGCCCAGCACGCUGAUCUCUGCAGUGAGCAGAGAAGCCACGAGCGGGACACCCAGCGGGGAGUCACUGAAGCUACGUCCCCCCCUCGCAAAGGAGUGCGGCACGGGGAAGCUGCCAGCGCAACUGAAAGGGCAAAAGGAAAUGGGGGUGGGGACUAUAGUCGAGCAGAAGCAGGGUUCUGCAGAACCGGCAAAGCAGACUACACCUCGCAGGGAAUCCUUCACGGUAGAGGUGGGAAAGUUCCAGAGACUGCUGGAUGUUGUCCAUCUGAUGGGGCCAGCUCGCAACGGGGAUCACCAAGAAACGCGAGGGACAGGCUGGAGCGCGAACAGCUUUCACCCAGGAGCUGGGGUGAGAUGUUGCGAAGAGUUACAGGCAGGAAGAAGGAGGGCCUCGAGUGAGUUACAUACUCGCUGCGUAGCUGCGUCAGCGCCUAUGCUAGGUAGGAGCAACGUUUACAUUUUGAACCACUGAAACUCUACACACUCAAAUAAUAAGUCACGUCAAAACACUCAGACUUUUCUUGUCUUCACGAACAGACCGCAAAGCAAGCAAAGAACGACAGAACGAAAAACAGAAGCAGAAGUGUAACACUAGCGGGCACUCCAGCCCCCUGCUCCUUGCUGCCUACGCAGUCGAGCUCGAAUUAGUCGCGAGACCUUAUUUGUGUUCGGCGGAUGAUUCAGUGCCAGCAGGUCCUCGCGCGGUCUGCAACAGAAGCAAAGCGAUGGGCACGGAAAGGAGCAACGAAAGGCGCGGGGUCAUUAUGUAUGAAGGGGAUUGCCGGCCACCCUUAAGUGGUAAGCUCCGAGGCGAUUCCGGUUUAUGAUCCCAGUCCCCCCUCCCGCCCUUUGUUUGCUUCUGUUGCAGAACAGGGCUGCACUACGACUGCCACGCACAAAUUAAGCCUUUAAGUUGUCGCUGUGCCCCAGGUGGGUUGCCAGUCAGCAGCGCCAAACAGCUGGUCUAUGGUUUGACAACUGUGGUCCGUGCACUUGCUCUGUUCGCCCGUGCCGCAGGUAAGGCACAAACGGUCCAGCCUCCCCUGUCUGGGCGGGGCUGCGGCUUAGGGGAGAGUCUCGCCCCUUAACCCAAAGGGGUGCGUCGUCUCUUCCGUGAGAACAAAAACGUAUGGCGUAAAAUGGGUCGGGUCCUGGAUCGUUCUGUAUGUUGGGCUGUCGCGCUCGGCUAGCUGGCCGGGCUGUACUGAUCAGGUGUGGUGGGUAGCUCCCGACUGGUUGGCGCUUUUCUUGGGGCGACUUGCCGUGGUAGCGCUCUUCUUUUGUAUGAUGAGGUUGCCGAAAGUGCUUCCUCGCCCACCCCCCGGGGAGGGGAUCCUUGACCUGUGGCGCUGGGAGAGGGUGUCCACUACAUGAUGAUGAUAUGCAUGACAAACCUGGCAACAAUCCAGACCCAGACAUUUUUGCAUUUGAUACUACAACAACCACACGCAGCAGUCGCGAGCCUAAGAGGCAACGAAAUAACCGGGCAAACGGCCGGUCGGCGAGUGUUUCGCCAGCUCUCAGUGCUGGCCGCGAUCUAUCUGGCAAGACCUGAUCUGAUAUGAAAUACAAAUAUGUCUGGGUCUGGAAACUUGUGAUGCUGGGUGGCGUAUCAUGAGGAGGCCGCAAGUGCUGGCUUAGCAUGACAAGUUUCUGAGCUUCUUGGUGUUGCCUAUUCUGCAUGAUAGACUGCGUUUCUGCAUGACAGAAAAAUGGGGGUCUUGGGUAAUGUGCAUGACAAAUUUAAGAGUCAUGCGAGACAAGCAUGACAAACUUGCAUUCUUCCAGACCCAGACAUUUUUGCACUUGAUAUCUGAUGUGGAUCGGGAAUUCCGAAGUUCUGGGACCACUUGAAGCUUAUCGCGGAACAGAAUUAUAUCGCACUUCCUUCGAUCUAGCCAAACAAGAGAUGACGGAUAAGCGAGAUUUAUGGGCUUCUCAAUUGUCACAUUCUCAACUGUUACAUGAAUUUGUGAUGCAAGAAUGGCAGCAGGGGGAGGCCGGAUCUGUCCACUCGUGCAUUACAAAUGCGGCACAGAUUCCCAUGCUGUGCAACCCUUCCAACAUUUGCCAUGCGAAGUAGCUUCAUCGUGUGGACGUUGAUGCUCAUUUUGCAUGACAAAUCGUGUAUUACUUGAGAAUGUAACACUUGAGAGCGCCAUAAAAUUACCGGGCCGCAAAGUUCGCUUGGUUUCGGGGCGCGCACGCCAAAGCAACAGCCAAAGCCAAAGCUAAAGCGAAAGCCGCGGCGAAAGCCAAAGCGCAGGCGAGUUUGACGGUCCUGCCUCGUCUUACACGAAAGCCUGACCUGCUUCCUAGAACGAAGUUAUGGCGUCCUCAAAUCACAGUUACAUUCUGAACUGUUACAUGAAUUUGUGAUGCAAAAGUGAAAGAGAAAGCGGAAGCUUCGUGCGCGUUCCGCAUUACAAAAUAACAUUUUUCGGCACAGAAGAUCAUCUGCAUGCGGGUGAGCGCUUUAAGAAUUAUUUGUCAUGCCAAGUGGAACAGGCUACUUGAUCGUGCAGAGGCUGAUAGGUGGUCUUUUGCAUGACAAAUCGCGUUGUAAUAGUUGAGAGUGUAUUUAUUAACGCUUGAGAACGUCAUAGAAGUCUUUCGACGAUGUUUACGAUCGGGGACUGAGAGAAUCGCCCCCCAACCCCAUCAUGUCGUCCAACCUGAUGCCUAAGAACAGGCUGGCAGCCCCCUCCUUUCUUGAGGAGGAAACCUCGACUACAGGAACAGCAGCAGCUAUCGCAAGAAAAAACUGUAUUAAACUUGUAAUGCAGAAAAUGUAUCUGAGAAGUGUUUGUCUUGCUACACAUGCAAGACAACGGAUUUUUAGCUGUGUUUUCCCUUAGGAAUCUCGCAUGGCAAAUUUUCUCUGUGAUGUAGAGAAAACUUGUGAUGCAAAACUUGCAAAAUCCUUACAGUGAAACACUUUUUCGUACGAUAGCAGCGGCCGCCGAAGGAGCCGAUGCGGAAGUAGAAAAAAACACCACGCAGCAGAUGGAGGGGGUGCACGUGAACUUGAACAAUGAUUCCAAUGUAGUUUUUACGUCCACAACGAGUGGUCCUCGUCCGGGAACUAGGGUCUUGAUGCAAAGAGAACCUGGAGAUGGUUACUAUAGAAGAAAACGUGUCGACGCAGCGGAAAAACUGAAGAAGGCCUGGCCACUAGAUUAUCAAAUGCAAAAACGUCUGGGUCUGGAAUGUUGCCGGGUUUGCCAUGCAUAUCUUGCAUGACCCAGGAUGUCUGUAAUACAUGACCUAGCAUCACAGAUUUUUACAAUUACAGGGCUUCCUGAUGCCUAUUCCGCAUGACAAAUUCCCUCCCCGCGUAGCACAAACUAGACUCCUCUUCGCUGAUAAUGCAAUACAGAUUUUUUUAGACUCCAAAGUUAGCAUCACUAGCUCCAACCUUCCAGACCCAGACAUUUUUGCAUUUGAUAUAGAUCGUCAUUCUUUCCUUGGCGGACGCGACGACUACUUCGUCGACUUGAAUGGGUCCGAAGCCUUACCUUCGACCACGUUCCAGGUUCAUUUGAAGAAGCUAAUCCUGAAAGAAGCUCGCGCCGUACGAUAUAAGAACUAUUUCUACAUCCGGAGAAUUUUAGAAGUGUUGGUCAACAAGGUCUUGACCCUGGAGACACAGCUGCGGGUGGAUUCGGUCCGUAUCAAAUGCAAAUAUCGAUCUGGGUCUGGAAAGGUUGAACCUGUAUUGUGUGUUUCGCAUAUGUAGAAGAAAAUCUGUAUUGCAUAAGCGGCAAAUUAUAAAGCACCACACUUGUGUCAUGCGAAAGCGCAGUUUGGAAUGCGUUCUGCGCAUGAGAAAGCUUUUGAAAAUGAACUUGUUAAGCUGCACUGCGCUUCAGGGCGCAGUCAAUCAUGACCAGUCAGCAUUACAAGUUUCCAGACCCAGACAUGUUUGCGAUGCAUAGACCGGGAGUUUCGGCAAUUUUUUGUCCGGAGGAGAAAAUUAUCCUGUGUAAAAGUAUCGUAGUCGUACUAAUUGCAGUAUAUGCAUGACAAAUCUUCGUUUCAAAGUAAAACAGCAUGACAAAUUCCAUUUCUCAUGCUGAGAAAAUUUGUAAUGCAAUUCGUACUAGUACGAUACUUUUGCAGUUCAUAAAAAUCAGAAAGUCAAGACGCGUUGCUGCGGGUAACCGAUGCGCAUUUGUUUCAAAACGAAGUGUGGUCCGCGGCAAUGUUCGACGAGGAGAGCAGAAAUAUUAGAGAUGCAGAUCGUGCUGGUGUUCUGCAUGGAACCGGGAAUAAUAAUUCCACAGCAGCAGGAGGACCAGGGGCAGACGUAGCUGUGAUGUCCUCUUUUGCGCAAGAACAUCAAGGAGCUGUAACUACAGGACCUGCUGCAACCUCCGGCCCUGCGCAUCUACUUCCACAGCAGGAGUCCACCAAAGUCAGAGCCAUGAAAGAGUUCCUGAACAGCUUGAAUCGUCGUGACAAGAUUUAUGCUGGACCACCCUACCUUGCAAAGUUGCAGGAGCGGGCAAAAUCCGCUUGGCAAAACAAGCGGAAGGGAACAAUCGGCCCGAAAAACAUCGCGGAUUUUUGGUAUCGAACUCGAAUUAGGCAUUGCAAAAAUGUCUGGGUCUGGAAAAGUGGAACUUGUGUUGCAUGUCUUGCAUUCGUGAGAAAUCUUCUGUAUUGCACAGCCAGCAAAGUCGCCGCUCUUGCGCCGUCAUGCAAAAACGCAGUUUGACAUGCGUGCGACGCAUCAGACGGCGUCAAGUGAACUUGUCGUGCUUGGCUGCACUUGAGAGCGCCAGAAUUAUCCAUACUUUAGCAUCACAAGUUAUUUCCAGACCCAGAGAUGUUUGCAUUCGAUACGAAUCUACCGCGAUACCGAGGCCUGUCGCGUGUUGAGUUUGGUUGGGAACCGCUUUCGGGGUCGUGGCGUGUCUACUCCUUCAGAUACUACUUCCGUACCUCUAUCUUGUGUGAAAACGUCCCCACCCUAGAGUUGUCAUGCAGAUCUGCGAUUGCAGGAGCAUUUGUAAUGCGCAUCUCCAUGAGAGGCAUUUUUUCCAAUCGUGUGGUGGAAUCUGUAAUGCUGGAAACAGGAUGAGAAAGUGGCUUUCUCAUGCGGCUUCCCUUGCUAACCAGCACUACGCUGCAGAUGGAAUUUUGUCAUGCACAACUCCCAAACCUUGGAGAUUUGUGUUGCAGAUUCACCAAUGUGACUAUGGGGUGGAGACGUUUUUACUCAGGAUAAACUCUUCCGCGCAUUUACUUUCCGAGGAAAGUAGGAAACGAGACGGUAAAAGUCACGCCACCGAACGGGCUUUACAACCUGCAGCAAUACCUGAAACAGGUUCUUUAUGGAUGUGUCAGGAACGAAAUCGACAGAGUUGAAAUAGUUUGUGAUGCAUAAAAUGGAUGCCAAUUGAAGCCCAGUUUCCAAAUGGCGCAUGACAAAUUCGGGUAGAACCUAAAUCCAGUUUGUGAUGCUGUUUGGGUAAGGGCGACGCCUUUGGUCAUGCUACUUUAGCAGCUCUAUUUCUACACCUCAACAGGCUUACAAUCUUUCUCCUUGCGUCCUCCGCAAUAGAGACAGUUUUUGCGUUGCAUUUUUAUGCAUGACAAAUCAUUUCAACUUUGUCGAUUUCAAUCCUGACACAUCCAUAUUCUGGAAGAGGUGGUCGCGAUGGAGGCAGACGUGGGGCAAGCACACUACCCCGACGAGGUUGUUUAUGGGAGUGUCAGGAUUGAAAUCGUCAGAGUUGAAAUGAUUUGUCAUGUAUAAAAUGCGAUACAAAAAGUGACUCUAUUGCAGAGGACGCACGGAAGAGAGAUUAUAGUCCUGGUAAGGGUCAAAAGGUGGACUGCUGACUGGCAUGACAGAAGGCAGCUCUGUUGCCCGAAACCGCAUGACAGACUCGCUUCCAGGACCGGGAAAAUUUGUCAUGCACCGACUACAAACUGUAGGUCUAAGUAGUAUCCAUUUUAUGCAUCACAAACUAUUUCAACUUUGUCGAUUUCAAACCUGACGUUUCCAUAUUGUUACCGAGGAAGUGGAGAAGUUCGAGAGUAUCAAAUGCAAAAAUGUAUGGGUCUGGAAGAAUGCAUGAUUUGUCAUGCAUAUUUCUCAUGACCUUGACCCACGAUGCCUGUAAUGCUUGGCCGAGCAUCGCAGACUUUUAGAGGGCUUCCCGAUCAUGCACCUUCCGCAUGACAAAUGCCCUGUGCGACGUGUAGCAAAAACUGUAAACCUCUUGCUGGUCAUGCAAUAGAAAUUUUUUUCGAGUCCAAUAAAAAGGACGACAAGUUUGCAUCCUUCCAGACCCAGACAUUUUUGCAGUUGAUAGAGAGAAAAGUGCUGCAAUACUGGCAAAGCGCGGUGUUUGACCUUUUGGGGCGGGGGGCGGAAACCCCGAACGAAGACUCCCUCCAUAUGGCGUUCUCAAAUCAGUUUAACAUUCUCAACUGUUUUACGAUGAGCUUGUUGUAAUGCAGGAACAGCAACAGUGAAAGGGGCAAGCUUGCUGCUUUCGCAUCACAGAUUUGCCACAGAUUUGCAUGCUGUUUAGCCCUUCGGAGAUUUCUUGUCAUGCGGAGCAGCUUGUUGAUCAUCUGACGGCUUCAGGUAGUAGUUCUGCAUGACAAGUGCAAGUAAAAACAGCUGCGAGUGUCACUGAUUCGAGAAUCCCAUACUCCACGUCACCCCUGACGCCCGGUUUUCCGAAAAUAAGCAGAUGAGCAAGAUGCGAAGAAGCGAAGAUGUUGCGUCUCUCGUUGUCCAGGAAAAUAAGCCUGUAAAAAUGUCUGGGUCUGGAAGAUUGCCAGGCUUGUCAUGCACAUUUUGCAUGACUCCUGAUGUCUGUGAUGCAUGUCCUAGCAUCACAGAUUCUGCGAGGGCUUCCUGAUGCCUAUACCGCAUGACAAAUGCUGUUUCCGUGGAGCAAAACUUGGACUCUCUUUGCUGCUCAUGCAAUACAGAUUUUUUUAGAAUUAUCCAAAAUCAGCAUGACAAGUUGGAUUCUUCCAGACCCAGACAUUUUUACAGUUGAUACAACAAGCUGUUGUUGGAGGACCUCCUCCGGGUGGCAGUGCUGGAUAUCGUAUUUAAAAACGUCCCCACCCCAUAGUUGUGAUGCAAAUCUGCAUGCUGAAGAUGUUCCUCAUGCGGAGCCCCAUGAGAGGCAUUUUCUAGUCGUGUUUUGGAAUUUGUCAUGCUCUGUGUUCUUGCUGCUGAGCUACCUCAAACCGCACUACACUACGAGUCCACAUUUGUCAUGCAAAACAGACAAAACUUGUGGACUUGUCUAGCCGAUUCUCCAUGUUGACUAUGGUGUGGGGACGUUUUUACUCAGGAUGCUGGAGGACCUGUAGUAGUUCCAGGGCCUGUAGGUGGUCAUCAUGCUGUAUCAAAUGUAAAAAUGUCUGGGUCUGGAAGGAUGCAACUUGUGAUGCUACCUCUGGACUCUACAUAAAAUCUGUAUUGCAUGAACAGCAAAAGAGGUGUAUUUUGUGAUUUUGUGCUACGCGGAGAGGGCAUUUCUCAUGCGGUAUGAGCAUCAGAAAGCCCUCGCAAAAUCUCUGAUGCUAGGGCAUGCGUCACAGACGUCAUGGGUCCUGCAAAAUCUGCAUGAGAAACUCCUGCAUUCUUCCAGACCCAGACAGUUUUGCAAUCCAUGAAAUAAGCAGAUGAGCAAGAUGCGAAGAAGCGAAGAUGUUGCGUCUCUCGGUGUCCAGGAAAAUAACCAGAAGAACACGACGGCGUCAGCGCGGAAGGAGCUGCGUCAAGAUGUUGAACUACACGGUCCUGCGGCGGCAAGAGGUGGUGGUGGUGGAACAAGCAGUGAUACAAACGAUUCUGGCACGAUUUCCAGCUUUCUCGAAGAACGCAAGAAUCGGUUGUCGUUCUUCCCCCAGAAUCGAGAAUUUAUGCAGCAGAAGAUCAUGCGAUUGGCAGCGGAUCAGCAUCAGGAUCAGGAAGAUCGUGGUUUAGAUACCGUAGGAGAUGUUGACCAAGCAGCGUUCGGAAGUAGCUCGUUGGAAGUUGAUGUACAUGCACGACAGGAUCUACUGCCUGGUGAUUCUGGGGAUGUCGAUGCUGAUGAGCAGUGGUCUGGAGAUCAUUCUGAUGCAGAUCAAGACGUGGAGGAACAAGACGAGGGAUCAACAACAACAUUUCCGGACGACGUACAAGACGAAGACGGCUGGAUCCCGGCAGAAAAACCCAUUCGUACGGAGACUUUUGUGCCAACCCCGACGCACUGGCUCGUACAUGACUGGCACAAGCAAGGCCACGGUAAAAAUACGGCUAGUGUGAUGCUGGCGGGAGACUACUGUCGGGCGAUGCUAAGAGAGUAUUACGAUGUGAACAGCAGAAGAAGUGGUCGAAAAAAUAAUAAUCCUAGAACUACAAGUGGUGGUCAGGUUCGUGAUUCGCAAGGCAAUUCAAAUUCUGCCGCUGGCUCGCUUGUGGUUCCGCAGGCCGAAGCUGCUGCUGUCGGGGUUGUUUCUCGCGAAGGGGAAGAACAAACAAGCACACGACCUGCAGCUCUUGAAGUGGAUGUAGUGGAUCAUCCUGCUCCUCUAUGCAUUGCAAAAACGUCUGGGUCUGGAAGGAUGCAAGGUUUGUCAUGCUUGUCUGGCAUGACUGAAAAGUCUGUGAUGCGUGUCCAACAAGAGACCCGCCCGUUGCUUGUCAUGCAAAAACGCAGUUUGUCAUGCGGCAAACGCAACACUGUACUAGCCCCGCAAAUAUUUUUCAUGCUUGGCUGUGCAUUACAGAGCACUUACUAAUAUUCACAACUCAGCAUUACAAGUUUCCAGACCCAGACGUAUUUGCAUUUGAUAUCCUCGACGUGCGGAUGAAUUUCGUCCACAGACGACGGCGGCAACUACGGGAGCAUCUGCAAUAAAUAGCACCUCGUCCACCUUCAUGCAACAAUAUCGCGGUAUUAAACGUAAACCGCAGGAGAGCAGUUUCGCGCAACAACAAGAGACCCCCGCGGCCUCCGUGAAGGACUCGUUUCAUGAUCAGAGCGGAGAUGCAGAUGAAAAUCAUCUUCUGGACUUCGCAAAACUCUACGGGGAGUCGUUUUUAGUACCCUGGCAGGAAUACUAUCGUGAGUUCUGGACAAAAUACUACAAGCAAGACCUGUUUCUCCGGGACCGGGGGCUGCGGAGCGAUUUGCAUGCCGGGGGAGGCGGUGCGUGGAACAUUGAUUCGUUUACCGAAGAUGAAGACCAUGCAACGAUUUCUGGAGAUGGACUUGGCUUCCACAGCCUGGCACGAUCAGGGCCGCACGGGG
This is a messenger RNA of Amoebophrya sp. A120, 19082 nucleotides long. The record is from the annotation of a GenBank genome assembly. NCBI's taxonomy places the organism in Eukaryota, Dinophyceae, Syndiniales, Amoebophryaceae.